GUUUAUCAAGUUGAAAUAAAUUUAACACACAUGCAUUCAUGAUUUCUUUCGUCACUGUACGGUUACAUAUUGUAUUAGUCAGUGUCAGAACAUGCAGGAAUAUCGUGCAUGUAUGAAUAAGAAAAGUGCUUGUUAAAAAGUUCAGCCAUGCCUGCAUCAUCGCUUGAAAGCAACAUUAUUAUGAAGAAUGUAAGGAAUGUUACAUCGUUUCAGCCGAAGUCAUUUUUGGAAGAGUUUGCAGAGAGAACUAAUUUUGCACUUACAUUUAAUGGCAACAAGUUCUUCUUUAUGAUAGCCUGAGUACCUUCUCCCCAGUGACGUUGAACUGUGCUAAAUUCUGAUUUCGUCGUUGCAAUUGUUAAAACUUAUACUAAUGUUGAGUGAAGCGUCUCAAGGUUACAAAUUAAUUACUCUUGUGUUAAUUGUACUCCUGAUUAUCUGGCUGAUAAUUCUUGCACCUGGUUCAUAUUUCUUGAAUUCAGAGCCAGAAAACAGAUUGAUAUCGCCUGGAAUAAAUGAGUCGGUACUCUCAAACAAAUAUGAUUCAUGUGCUAAUCAAUCUCAGUUAGCUGCUAUCCUACACACAACAUAUUCCACUCAGACAAUAUCAGCUGUUCAGAAAUAUCCCCUGUAUUUCAGUUUAGAGGAAGAAAGGCUGAAACAGCUGUAUGACACAAUAAAAGGAGAAAAGAAAGUGAAGAUUUUUCUCAAUUAUGGAAAGAGAACAAUUUUUACACCUAUGAAUUUUUCCUACUGUCAUGCGAAGGAGUGUGAUGUCAUUAAUGAAAUGGAAAGAUGGCGAGAGGCUGAUGGAUUAAUACUUACAGCGAAUGCACUACCAGAUAGCAUACGUCCACCAGGACAAUUAUGGUUUGCGCUCAUACAUGAAUCUCCUUUACAUGUCUCAGUGGCAAACUCGCUGACGAAUGAGGUGAACUUUACCAUAUCUUAUCGUUUCGACUCAACAGUUUAUUCUUCGUAUGGUUAUUAUGAGCCAUAUAUCAAAACUCACGGACCGGAGACUAGAUAUCCACCACCGUCUCGUAAUUUUGCGGCUGGGAGAUCUAAGAAGGUGGCGUGGUUUGUAAGUAACUGCAGUCCGAAAAGCCCUAGAAUGACAUAUACCAAAGAAUUAUCUCAACAUAUACCCGUUGACAUAUACGGUGCGUGUGGCACGAAAUCGUGUCCGAAGAAUAAAGCAACAUAUUCUUCAACACCUGAAUGCCUAACCACGAUUCAUGAAAACUACAAAUUUUAUUUGAGCUUUGAGAACAGUUUGUGUUCUGAUUACAUAACCGAGAAACUCUACAGAAAUGCCCUUAACAACGAUAUACUUCCUAUUGUGAUGGGAGCUUCAAUUGAGGAAUACGAGAGGGUUGCUCCACCAUACUCCUUUAUUCACGUCGAUCAGUUUGAAUCACCAGCAAAACUCGCAGAAUAUUUGCAUUACUUGGACAAAAACGAUACUGCAUACAAUGAAUACUUCGCUUGGCACGGUCAUGGUAUUAUCCACGACUGGGAUUCACAACCACAGUGCGCCAUGUGUUUACUAGCACAUACUUCUCCCCUGUUUGGACCGUAUUGGGUUCCAGGAGUAGCGAGAUGGUGGAAUAGUGGAUGUGACGGACGAAAACUGCGAUGGACACCGUAAUUGUAGUCGAAUGCUGAAAAAAACACAGAUGUCCUUUGUUUUGUGCUCUUUCAAGUGAGCAAACAUAUCUUGUGGAUGUUUACUUUUUCUGUGCAAAUAAUUUCAUUACACAUCUUUCUUUGAUAUCGUUGGUGAUAAAAAUAGUAAAAUUCGGCAAAUGCAUAACGAAUAUUUUAUCAAGACUAUUGAAAUCUCAUCAUCACUCACCUUCUCCAAUUUAUGUGAGAAAAUAUUUUUUACCGAAGAUUUUCUACUUCUCUUUUGAUAAGAAAGAGACAGUUAUGUACCUAACUGGUUUUUUGUAUUACAGUCUAUCUUAACACUAGACUGUAUUAUUUUUAGAAAUUAUCAUUGUACAAUACCCACAACUGUUAGCAAAGAAUGUAAAUGAAAACUGUUUGGCAAGAAAUAAACUCUUCCCAAC
Molecule: messenger RNA, 2075 nt
Organism: Trichobilharzia regenti
Lineage: Eukaryota; Metazoa; Platyhelminthes; Trematoda; Strigeidida; Schistosomatidae
Source: the annotation of a GenBank genome assembly